AUGUUUCUCAAUGGAUUGUAUACUGAUGGCUACACGUACAGAGUUCUAUUUGCUAGAAAAGUGCUUCCGCCAUCACCAGAAGACAAUAUCUGUCUAGAGUUGAACGAUUUUACAAGCGAAGAGGUGGACAAGUAUUUCCGUCCAUGUACUGUAGACCCAUGAAGAUGGGAUCCUUUUGUCUCUUAUUAUGGUGACCACUGACAUAUGUCGCUUAUCCUCAAUCGAAUAUUACAAUAUGGGUGGAAGUGUAAGACGAAUGAAAGAGCAACAGAAGCGCAAACAGAGACUAGGUAUUGAAAAGAUUGAAACAGACAUUCCUUCGCCUAAAACUGCGUCUGUUUAACAAUUUGUUUUGUACAUAACUUACAUGCUGCAGCACAUGAAUACUUUGCUUAAUUUUUACGGCUUUGAAACUUCAAAGAUUAAAUGGUUGAACUACCUUAGUUCCCAAAAAGCCAUCCAAGAAAGUGUCAACAUCUUAAUAAAUGGUGGAAAGAAGUAUAAUAAAAGCAGGAGAAAGAAGACAAAGGAAAACAGAAAAAGAAGGAAGAAAACUCGCAAGCCUCGUACUGCUUAAGAAGAAAGAGCACUCACCACCAUCCCAAAAUCAAAAAGGUAUACACUUUUAUUAUUAUUAUUAUUUCAGUAAACUCGAACUAUUAUAUCUGUAACUUAUAGCAGAAACAACAAAGUCUGUUUUGGAAAGGGAAACAGCAGCAAGAUGCCUCUGGUGGUCUUUGGUGACGGACUAGGAUCAUAACAAGUUCAAAGGUCUCCGUCAUGGCGUAUCUAACAAAAUAUAUCAACAAUUAAAAAACAAGACAAAGGCUUGGAGAACUCUUGCUACUAGACAUCAACGAAUUUAAUAUAUC
Messenger RNA from Cokeromyces recurvatus, 872 nucleotides. RefSeq lists its product as uncharacterized. The transcript has a single exon. Lineage: Eukaryota; Fungi; Mucoromycota; Mucoromycetes; Mucorales; Mucoraceae. The record is from RefSeq and is a predicted model, not a curated record. Bases 368 to 577 code for a protein of 69 amino acids.